GUGGGCAGGAGUGGAAGGUGCCAAGGAGGAGAGCACAUAUGUGCAAUAAAUAAAUCAACAUUAUGGCUUCUCUUCCCCAUCAGGUGUUCUGGAGGUUGCAGCAUGAAGCUCGGCUAGCAGCAAAAUGACCUUAUGGGGGCAAGAUGCCCGUGGGGUUGGACACUUGCUAGCUGAGAGCUGAAGUCCCCAGCCUGUGCCCAGGAGAGCAGGAUGCGGGUCACCAUGCGGAGGGUGCUGCUGGUGCUGGGCUCGGUGGCUGCCUUGAUGGUGACCCUGCACCUUGGCCAUCAGGUUCUGGAGUGCCAGCAGGUCCUGAGCGAGAGGAGGCACAGGCUGAUGAGACCCGAGAACGAGGAGCUGGUCAUGAUGGACGCCAACCACGUCGAGUACCGUUACAGCAAGGACAUGCCCCUGAUCUUCAUCGGGGGGGUCCCACGCAGCGGCACCACGCUCAUGAGGGCCAUGCUGGACGCCCACCCCGAGGUGCGCUGCGGGGAGGAGACCCGCAUCAUCCCCCGCGUGCUGGCCAUGCGCCAGGCCUGGUCCAAGUCCGGGCGGGAGAAGAUGCGCCUGGACGAGGCGGGGGUGACGGACCAGGUCCUGGACGCCGCCAUGCAGGCCUUCAUCCUGGAAGUGAUCGCCAAGCACGGCGAGCCCGCCAGGUACUUGUGCAACAAGGACCCCUUCACGCUCAAGUCCUCUGUCUACCUGUCCAGGCUGUUCCCCAAUUCCAAAUUCCUCCUGAUGGUGCGGGAUGGCCGGGCCUCAGUGCACUCCAUGAUCACACGGAAAGUGACAAUCGCGGGCUUUGACCUGAACAGCUACCGGGACUGCCUGACCAAGUGGAACAAAGCCAUCGAGGUGAUGUACUCCCAGUGCCUGGAGGUCGGCCGGGCCCGCUGCCUGCCCGUCUACUACGAGCAGCUGGUGCUGCACCCCGAGCAGUCCAUGCACAACAUCAUGAAGUUCCUGGACAUCUCCUGGAGCGACACGGUGCUGCACCACGAGGAGCUCAUUGGGAAGCCCGGCGGGGUGUCGCUUUCCAAGAUAGAAAGAUCCACAGACCAGGUGAUCAAGCCGGUGAACAUGGAGGCGUUAUCUAAAUGGAUCGGGCACAUCCCGGGGGAUGUGCUGCAGGACAUGGCCCACAUCGCCCCGAUGCUCGCCAGGCUGGGCUACGACCCCUACGCCAACCCCCCCAACUACGGCCACCCCGACCCCCUGGUUGUCAACAACACACACAGGGUUUUAAAGGGGGAUUAUAAAACACCGGCCAAUCUGAAAGGUCACCUGCAGGUCACUCAGAACACGUCAUCUUCUCACUAAGAAAAUUAAUGAUUUCCAGAACGUUGCAAAUGGCCUUUUGUUGCCCAAGAAGGAAGAGUUUGCACUGGCCCAUGGAAAUCGGUUCUCCAAGCAUAUUGCUUGCUCCUACUGUUGCCAAAUGACUGCGCUCCAGGAAUGUAUUUGCAUUUAUUUGCAAAGGCCAAAUGUGCUCCACAGCGGGAAUGUCCUCAGCCUCUCCCAGUGCUCCGUGGGAAAAGCAGCUGUGGGAAUCCAGGCUCGGGGGUGGCGGGAGGAGGUUCUGUGUGUGCCGUGGCCGAAGGACUCAUUACAUCUCGUGUCAGUGUCUUGUGACGCCGUUCCCUGUUCCUGGGAACAGCCCUCCCAGCGCUGCUGUUCUGUAUUCCUGGGGUCAGGAACAGCCACCCUGGUCCUGCUGUUCUGUAUUCCUUGGAUUGGGAACAGCCACCCUGGUCCUGCUGUUCCCUAUUCCCAGGGUGGGGAACAGCCCUCCCAGCCCUGCUGUUCUGUAUUUCUGGGGUUGGGAAAGCCAUCUUGGCCGCACUGUUCCCUAAUUCCAGGGUUGUGAACAGUCAUCCUGGGCCUGUUGUUCCUUAUUCCCACGGUUAGGAUCAGCCAUCCUGGUCCUGCCAUUCCCUGUUCCCAGGCUCAAGAACAGCCGCCCUGUCCCUGCUGUUCCCAAUUCCCAGGGUCAGGAAUAGCCCCCUGGCCCUGCUGAGACUUUGUGGUGCGCGUGCCCCCCUCCCCACACCCCCUCCCUGACCCUGCAGAGGCUAUUGCAGAGUUAAUAUAUGGCCCCCCUGCCCCCGGUGUUGGACACCAUUAAAGUGUUGG
Manacus vitellinus (golden-collared manakin) is the source of this 2139-nucleotide messenger RNA. It is a transcript of the gene TPST2, whose product is annotated as tyrosylprotein sulfotransferase 2. Gene Ontology annotation, cellular component: Golgi apparatus. Gene Ontology annotation, biological process: peptidyl-tyrosine sulfation. Lineage: Eukaryota; Metazoa; Chordata; Aves; Passeriformes; Pipridae. The transcript has 6 exons. Gene Ontology annotation, molecular function: protein-tyrosine sulfotransferase activity. The record is from RefSeq and is a predicted model, not a curated record. Bases 211 to 1326 code for a protein of 371 amino acids.